AUGAGGAGGGAGAACCAGAGCAGCGUGUCCGAGUUCCUCCUCCUGGGGCUCCCCAUCUGGCCAGAGCAGCAGGGUGCGUUCUUUGCCCUGUUCCUGGGCAUGUACCUGACCACGGUGCUGGGCAACCUGCUCAUCAUCCUGCUCAUCAGGCUGGACCCUCACCUCCACACCCCUAUGUACUUCUUCCUCAGCCACUUGGCCCUCACUGACAUCUCCUUUUCAUCUGUCACCGUCCCUAAGAUGCUGAUAAACAUGCACACUCGGGAUCAAUCGAUCCCCUAUGCAGGGUGUGUAACACAGAUGUAUUUUUUCAUAUUUUUUGGUUGUGUUGAUAAUCUCCUUCUUGCAGUGAUGGCCUAUGACAGGUACGUGGCCAUCUGUCACCCUCUCCACUACACCAUCAUCAUGCGAGGAAACCUGUGCAUUUCACUGGUGGCUGUGUCCUGGAUCUUCUCCUGUAGCAGUGCAAUGUCCCACACGCUCAGCCUGGUGCGGCUGUCCUUCUGUGCUGAUAACACAAUCCCUCAUUUCUUUUGUGAUCUUGCUGCCCUGCUUAAGCUCUCCUGCUCAGACACCUCCCUCAAUGAGUUGGUCAUCUUCACUGUGGGGGCACUGGGAAUCAUCAUACCACUCACUGGCAUCCUAGUGUCUUAUGUCCCCAUCGGGGCCUCCAUCCUGAGAGUCCCCUCAACCAAAGGGAUUUACAAAGCCUUGUCCACCUGCGGCUCCCACCUCUCUGUGGUUUUCCUAUUCUACGGGACAAUUAUGGUUCUGUACAUUUUCCCACCAUCAAACAACUCCAAUGACAAAGACAUAAUUGCUUCAGUGAUGUACACAGUGGUCACGCCUAUGCUGAACCCUUUCAUCUACAGUCUGAGGAACAGGGACAUGAAGGGGGCUCUUGGGAGACUUUCCAGGUGGGAGAUCUUCUUCUCUAAGUAA
Molecule: messenger RNA, 942 nt
Organism: Dama dama (fallow deer)
Lineage: Eukaryota; Metazoa; Chordata; Mammalia; Artiodactyla; Cervidae
Product: olfactory receptor 1J4-like
Exons: 1
Coding region: 1-942 (313 amino acids)
Biological process (GO): G protein-coupled receptor signaling pathway
Cellular component (GO): membrane
Molecular function (GO): G protein-coupled receptor activity; olfactory receptor activity
Source: RefSeq, a predicted model, not a curated record